AUGUGCGGGGACACGCUGAUCGCUAGUCUCCUCGCGGCGACAUGGCCGGACAGAAGUCCGGUCGAAGACGUGGAGGAGGAGGCCUCCUGGCUUCGGGGCAUAGUCACGGACGCGUGCGACGCGUCGAUGCCCCGAGCCGGAAGGCCCCCAGGCCGGCGGGCCGCAUACUGGUGGUCGGGGGAGAUUGCCGAACUUCGGCGCUCCUCCGUCCGCGCCAGGAGGCGCUUUUUGCGCGCCCGCCGGUCAGGGAUUGCCGCGAGGAUCGACAAUGCCUAUGGGGAGUACCGUACGGCGAGGUACUCCCUAAGGCAAGCGAUCAGCCGGGCCAAGGACGGGGCCUGGGACGAUCUCCUCCGGAGUAUAAACAAGGACCCGUGGGGGCGCCGCUACAAGCUUGUUAUGGGCAAGCUCCGCCCUUGGGCGCCCCCGAUCACGGAAUCCCUACCUCCGCAGGUGAGGGAGGCUAUUAUCGACGCCCUCUUCCCAGCGGGAGAGGGCGUUCCACCCCUCACCGAGGACCGGCCUCGCGAGCACGAGGCUAACGAGGUCCCGGAGGUUACUCCGGAGGAGAUGGCCGGGUGCCAGAAGGGGCUAAGGGGCAACAAGGCCCCGGGCCCCGAUGGUAUUCCCGGCAAGGCUUGGGUCCAGGCCCUCGAGGUCUGUUCCCGCACAUGA
Molecule: messenger RNA, 675 nt
Organism: Ooceraea biroi (clonal raider ant)
Lineage: Eukaryota; Metazoa; Arthropoda; Insecta; Hymenoptera; Formicidae
Source: RefSeq, a predicted model, not a curated record